Messenger RNA from Penicillium subrubescens, 324 nucleotides. RefSeq lists its product as uncharacterized. Bases 1 to 324 code for a protein of 107 amino acids. The record is from RefSeq and is a predicted model, not a curated record. NCBI's taxonomy places the organism in Eukaryota, Fungi, Ascomycota, Eurotiomycetes, Eurotiales, Aspergillaceae. The transcript has a single exon.
AUGACCUCCGUCGCCGGAAUCUUGCUGGUUACGGUAGAAGAGAUUGCGGAACUUGCGGCGGCAAUCAACGCAUACUGCAAAGCGAACGUGUCCCGAGACCGCGGCUAUUCUACAGAAGACAGAGUCACCGAUAAAGAGCUCGUACCUACCACUCGUGCGCGAAUUCGCGGCCGAGUGCAACUUCGCCAUCCACGCCCGCUCAGCCAAGAGCUGGCCCGGCGCGGCAAGAGCGCAGUACAUCCUUAUGAAUCUUCUUUGUUGGGGUUUAAGACCUACAAGAGGCGUUCCCACAUCUACAAGCAUCAAGUGCGAAGAGUCCGAUGA